This is a messenger RNA of Ostrea edulis (European flat oyster), 6678 nucleotides long. Its product is annotated as low-density lipoprotein receptor-related protein 4-like. The coding region runs from base 364 to 3177 and encodes 937 amino acids. The record is from RefSeq and is a predicted model, not a curated record. NCBI's taxonomy places the organism in Eukaryota, Metazoa, Mollusca, Bivalvia, Ostreida, Ostreidae. The transcript is spliced from 19 exons.
UAGUCAAUAAUAGAUAUAGAAAGUGGAUGUAGAAGACUUGCUUUUCAAUUUAACGUAUUUUUUCCGGUUGAUAUCUUUAUUUAGUGACGAUAUGAAAGUAUAUAGAGCAUUUACAUUAUUGGUUUGGUUACGCAUUUCGUGUUUACAUUUUUCUAAAGGUAAGACUUUUUAAAAAUUUCUGUUCAGGAAUAUUCGUGGUAUUGUUUAGAUUUACGAUCGAAGACGCUAGUGUAUACUUUAGCGGUUACUUACAUAUAUAUUUAGUACAUGUGUAUUUUCUUUCUUUUUAUAAAAGUUUAAAUGUUUAUUUGCUAAUAAAGUUUUCGUGUGAAUAACCACUACCAUAUUAAUUAUAGCCUUUUUAUGAUUGUUUCUCUUUUUCCCUCACACGACAUUUCGGAAGAAAAACUGGGAAUUGGGAAAAUGGUCACCGUAGAAAAAAAUAUUAUACGAAACUACAAUGUUUAUCGAAGUGACAAUGGCAAAAUUAUUGUUCGGAAUAUCGCCAUCACUGAAAGCGCCAAAAAUAUUUCAGAUGUUACAUAUAUCGAUCAAGAUUUGACGUUGCAUGCAACUGAAAAUGAAAUCCGCUUGGGAUCAAUCAUAAAUGGACAGUUUUAUUUUAUAAAAAUCAUCAUGCACCUCAACAAAAUUUCAAAGGUGAAGUAUGACCGUAUCCAUAGGAAUAUCUACUUUGUUGAAGACAUGAUGAAUAUAAUAGGAGUUGUUCCAUAUGGAGAGCACAAAAAUACUGACUAUACAAUGUUUCGAACCAUUGUAGCACCAGGUAGACCGAUAGUUGACAUAGCCAUUGAACCCGCUAUGAGGUAUAUAUUUUGGAUCGACUCAAAAGAACAUCCAAUUCUUCACAGAGCUAACCUCAGAGGAGAGGAAAAAGUUGACUUGAUAUUUCACGGAUUAAACGAACCUAUAUUUCUUGAAGUGAGCACUGACAAUGAGAUCAUUUUUUGGCAUGAUGCCCGCAAAGGAACUGUUGAAAUCGCAAAUUUCAAUGGAAAUGAAAGGAGAAUCAUUCAUCAAAGCAACCACGUAUACAAAGGAUUAAGUGUAUUCAACGCUGACGAAAUUCUUUUGUUUGACAAGAAAAUCAUCACCAUUCUAAACAUGAAUAGAGGAACGCAUAUUGACACUAUUGAAAUGAACGGGACUAUUUCAAAUGUAGCAAGAUAUUUUAAUGGAUCAGUAGCAGAAAAAGCCUGUGAUCUCGAAUGCAUGCAGUUUUGUUUUUCUGCGAAUCAGAAGUAUUUCUGCGACUGCUACACCUGGUACACAUUGUACGAAGAUGCCAAGGAAUGUAUAAUGCCAGACCACUACAGAUAUAAAGGAAUUUUAAUGAUUCUGAAUGGAAAAGUUUGCACUAUCCCGCUUACAAUUGACGACAAACCAUUGUUGAACAUCCAAUGUUGGCCGGAUACUGAAAUUUCUACCGAACUGACAGUCGAUGAAACAGCAAGAACAGUCUUUUUUGUUCAACGAAUUGAACAUGUUUGGUACAUCAAAAAGAAAGAAAGGCGUUAUUCACAAAUACAUCACUUACAUCGAAGCAAUGAUAAAAUAAGAGGACUUGUCCAUGAUAUGAUCACAAAAUCGUUAUACUAUGGAACGGGAAGAUUUAUAAAAAGGACUGCGAAUGGUGUCGUUCAUGUAAUAAGAGAAGAAACUAAUGACAUACUAUUCCUUGCCAUAGAUAGUGAACACAAGAUGCUGUGGUGCGUAACCAGUGAGAAUGGCGCCAUUUUUGUGUCAUCAUUAGAUGGAUCAAACAAAAGGCUUUUUGUUGCAUCAGUAGGAAUUUCGGGUUUAAAUGUAUUCAGAGGAAUAAAAAGGUUGUUUUGGACUGCCAAUACCGAUAUUUAUAGUAUUGAUUAUAAGCAGUCACCUAGGGUUGAAAGAGAUUUAAACGAAACUGUAAAGGAUUUAGUUCUAUUCAAGGACAUACUUACUUGGACAACAACAAAAUCCGAUGUGUCUCGUAUGUGUUCUGGAUCAUAUAUCGAUAGGAAUGUACCUCCGACAUGUUUACCAAUUAGUGGAACAAUAUCUGCGCUAAAGAUUUUCGAUGAAUCUGUCAACACUAAUAUGGAAAUGGAUCAAUGUGCAGUCAACAAUGGUGGGUGUUCAGAAAUAUGUCUUCCAAAUGCAAAUGAAAAAUGUGUGUGCGUGUUUGGUAAAGUUAUAGAGAAGGAUAAGAAGGGAUGCAAACCGAAUGAUAUAACGUCACCUAUGAACUACGUAGUGGACACUGUAACAAACAGAGUGUAUACUCUUUCGGAGGAAUUUGAAUUUUCUACAUCGUUUUCAUCUGCAAUCAUCAUUAGCCAUAUAGAUUUCGACAAACAGAGAGGAUAUUUAAUAAUAUUCCAAAAACAACCGAGAAGUGGUUCCAUUAUUUCGAUUUCCAACGGAACGGAAUUGAGAUUCCCUGAUUACCAGAUAGAGCUUGGAUGUAUCGAUACCCUAUCGGGAAGAAUAUAUGUUGCUGCAACAAAUCUGCUUGGUGAAAGUGUAUUCGCUUACGUAUACAACAGUACAAUGACAUUAAUAAACCAAACGUUAUCUAACGUCACUGAUAUGAUGUGUUGGUCUUCAAAGAGAUUUGUAAUAUUAGCAACCACAGAUUCUUCUAUACAGAUAUAUUUAAUGGACACAGGUCAUAUCACAAAAGUUGAUACCAACUUCCGAUCAACGAAUACACGGUUAGCACAUUUUUCUGAAGGUGACAAGUUUUUUGCACUGGAUAAAGGCAGACAUCAAGUAUCGGAAGUCAGUUUAAGCACCAAGAAGGUCAUGUUGAUAUUUCAUACGGAAAAUGAUGUCAUUUUGGAUAUUGAUGUUGACGAAAAUAUUAUUCAUUUACUUUGUCAACGUUAUAUAUUACAAGUGAACAAAAGUUCUGGCAAUGUUCAGAGGACGAUACCUAUUUCACCUAUGAUUGGAAAGCCAGCAUACAUUCUCAUCCACAAUUACAAAGAAGCAAAAGACCCAGAGGAGAUACAAGUGAAUGGAAACGAAAAAGAAGACGAUUUGCCACAAAGUACCAUCAUCAUUGUGUUUUCGACAAUAGGAGCAAUAGUAGUAGUCGUUUUAGCGGUGGUAGGGAUCAUCGUUAUUUGCCGUAAAACGAGUUGUAAAGAUUUCUGGCAAAGAGAAGACUGAUGAUUCCUUUCAAGAGAAGAGAAAUUUCAAGAAGUUCAAAAUCCUUUACCUUUUUAUCUCUCUUGAUGAACUAGUCUCGAUACAUAGAUUUUUAUUACGCACGGUUCGGAUUGGUAGAAAUGUACAGGCUGUGUGACAUACAUGUAUGCAGAUCAACUAUUUGAAUUGGGUUAUAUAUUCAGUGAGUGAAGAUUCUGAUUAGCAUGCGGUUAUUAAUAUAAGUUUUCUUGUUUGUCGCUUUCAUAUUUUCAGUUGUAUUUUAAAGUAAUUCCACCCUCCUGUGAUGUCAUCAGAUUUUACAAAAUCAAUGAUUUAUUUAGAUUUAUGCAUGAUAGGAACAUAAAUUAUGUUGGAGUCUUUUCUUAUAGUCAUUGUAAAAAAAAUUGUUAAAGAUAAAAUAUUUCAAAACUCUAAGUUAUAGAUGAAUAAUCAAUGAUACAUUUCAAAAUAUUGAAUCCAAGGGCGAUAACUCUGUUUCUAUUGAUUUUUAUGAAUUCUAUUAUGCGAUAGAUUUCCGAUAUUUUUUACAGACAUUUUGUAUAUUUUUGUGAAGAUACAUUUUCAUUAUAUUGUUAUGAAUGCUACUAUAUCGUUAUAACCAGUUUGAAUGGAAUUUUGAUAACGAUGUUUAUGGAAAAUCGCAAUUUUCAGAUGGUGAUAUGUGAUUCUGUUUAUGUACGUCUCACAUCUUAAAAAGUGUGAUGACCUAUGUAUUUUAUAUGAUAAUGUUUUAGUUUUAACCCUAGUGAAUUGAAAUAAAUACACAUUUUAAACUUGUAUCAGAUAAAACUGCGAGUAUGGAGCUACCUUAAAGAACCUGUUACGUUUGUAUAAAAAUUAAAAGAUCAAUCACGCAGAGAAAGAAAGAUGCCAGCAGCUAAAUCUAAUUUUUGUUGGGGUCGCUUCUUAAACCCACCAAACACGUUAUCGUAGUGGUCAGUGUGCUCCUUUACAAGUGAGAGAUUAGGGUUAGGUCUUUCCAGUACUGCGUUAAAGCUGAGACGUUUAACAUGCAUAUAGAAGUACGUGUAUUGCCAAGUUCCCGGUUUUAGAAGUGAAAUUAACCAGAUGUUUUCUGAUCCGACCUUCAAAAUGGCGGCCCCUUAUCACGGUAUUUUUUAACAUUAAAAACUCUCGCUGUAGACACGUACUUGAGAGUCGUGCAUAGAUCAACAUUUGUGAUAGUUCACCUACAGUUAGUUAUGUAUCUAUAUGGAUGAAACGUUCUCAAACUAAACGUACAUGUACAACGACAUACGAAUAAACAUAAAAAGACAUCCUACCACAGAACCGAAAUUUCAUCGAGAUAUUCAAGUGAUAAUUUGUAAGUAAACUACGUAAAAUGAUACAUUUUUUUAAAAGUUAUCAUUGUUGUAUGCACUAUUUGUUUCUAUAGAAAUUUCACAGAGAAUUUCAAACCUUUCGAGACAUUUACAAAAAGCUUCAGUCAUUAGUAUUCUAAUAAGUGUGAACAAUGAGGUUUUUUUUUUUUUUAUAAAUCUGAUCCCACAGACGAGAUAUGAAGAACCCCGGGUUCUCAUCGAUCAAUAUCAAAUAUCUAUUACAUGCAGUUCGUCAAUACAACCUCGAAUUGGGUCAAAUGCUGUCUGACGUGUUUCAUACCGAUUGUUAAGCCGUUCUUGGCACACUGAUUUUGAAUGCGGAUAACUCCGUUUACCUGAUCAGGAUAUGGGGCUCACGGCGGGUGUGACCGGUCAACAGGGGAUGCUUACUCCUCCUAGGCACCUAAUCCCACCUCUGGUGUGUCCAGGGGUCCGUGUUUGCCCAACUAUCUAUUUUGUAUUGCUUGUAGGAGUUAUGAGAUUGAUCACUGUUUGUUAUCUUCACCUUGCAUGCAACCUAGGGGAUUUGUUUUAUCAGGAACAGGAGGAGUGCUGGUGGGUUUUUUUUCUGAUGGUCUCCAAUCAUGUGCCCAAAAUUGACUUUAUGGUUUUUAUCAAUAAACGGAAUAAUAUCCUUAUCCUUAUUUACUGUAAGAGCAAAUGGAAAGAAUGUGCAGUUUUGAUAGCAAUAGACACGUGUAAGAGAUGCACGUUGCUCAUCAGUAAAAUAGACGUGUUAUAUUUAUCGAUCUGAAUGUUGGUCACUCCAAACUUACCAUGUAGUACGUGUACGUAAUCACAUGUAUUCAACAUAUAUUUUUACGAGAUUUAUAUGGACACGUAUAUUUAUACAUGUAUAUGUUUGGAAAUGGUGCAUUUUAUCUGAUAUUAUUACUCAUUAUGUUCGUUACUGUCUAGAGAGAUAUAUUGUGUUGAUUUCUUGUGUCCAAAUCAAUGCAUUGUACAGAAAAUGAAGUCUAGAUCUAAUGUCAAUGUUUAAUCACGUUUUGAAGGAAAAGAAGUUCAUAACCCACAACUCAAAUAAAUACGUGGGAAACUUAUCUCAGUGAAACUAUUUCAGAACCAGUUCAGAAAAAUGUUGGGAAUUUUAUUUUAAGAAUGCAUCAUUAUGCAGAAAAGAAGCAAAACAAGUUUAUUCCUUCCACAAAUUCUUUCCUUCAUAAACUUAUACUUAUAGGCAAUUACUUACGUUCAUUUUGUAAUAGUGAGAGACAGUCAUAUAUAUUUUUUUAUGAAUGUUUUCAUGUUUUUGUCUUCUGGAAAUGGUACAAUACGAUUGAAAAAUAUUUUAAGAUCACAAAAAUAAUGGUGAGAGAAGUUGUUUGGAAAAUGUUUUUCUUUUGUAAGCGAAAAAAGCAUAUUUAUUUCUCUAGAACACAUGACCCAAAACUUAAAAAAAAUUGUCGGAUGAAAUACUUGGUUUAUGGGCCUUGAAUGAUAAUGUAAUUGACAAGUUGUUGAUAAUCAUACUACAUUGCAUUUUUUUGGGGGGGGAAAUGUAUAUAUAUAUAUAUAUAUAUAUAUAUAUAUAUAUGGGCACGAUACCUGAUCCCGCCUCUGGUAUAUUCAAGGGUCUGUUUUUGCCCAUUCUUCUAUUUUGUAUUGCUUAUAGGAGUUAUGAGAUUUAUCGCUGUUCGUUAUCUUCACCUUUCAUAUAUAUAAUUCAUAGUUGGUUUGUGGUAUGAACAUAUUUUAUUGUAUGAUAAAUACAAAUGGAUUCGAUACAUGUUCUUUCAACUGAUUGAUCCUCUCAAAUAUGCUUAAAUGAAAGACGAAGAUAACGAACAGUGAUCAAUCUCAUAACUCCUAUAAGCAAUACAAAAUAGAUAGUUGGGCAAACACGGACCCCUGGACACACUAGGGGUGGGAUAAGGUGCCUAGGAGGAGUAAGCAUCCCCUGUCGACCGAUGUAUUUAUGCAUUUAUCAGAUAAAAGACUGCCAUUCAAACAUUUUAAAAUUCAAUUAUAUUUGAAAUGAUAUAUACUAUGAAAACCUCAAAGUAAAUCAUUUUGUUAUUGUGGAUGCAGAAGGUGCACUGAAUAAGUGCAGGUGUGAAUGAGUGAAUGUAGAUUGCGCUUGUACAGUGUAUAUAUAAAUGUGUAUGAAAUACUUCAAUAAAACAUUUUAAAACUUAAA